Molecule: messenger RNA, 2548 nt
Organism: Acanthopagrus latus (yellowfin seabream)
Lineage: Eukaryota; Metazoa; Chordata; Actinopteri; Spariformes; Sparidae
Gene: poldip3
Product: polymerase (DNA-directed), delta interacting protein 3
Exons: 10
Coding region: 83-1516 (477 amino acids)
Biological process (GO): mRNA export from nucleus
Cellular component (GO): nucleus
Molecular function (GO): mRNA binding
Source: RefSeq, a predicted model, not a curated record
UUUGCGUUAUUGGCAGAAUCGGCUUCCGUAGUCACAACUAAAGCUUGUCAUGCGCGCAUGCGCUGUGAGGUAGUGUUAGAAAAUGGCAGACGUCUCUUUGGAUGAAGUGAUACGACGGCGCGGUAUUAAUCUCAAGGCACCAGCUAAAAGGCCAAUGUUUGGACGGGGUGCAGGAGGGAUUGGCAAGAGCUUUGAUGCUCGCCAGAAGAUUGGUGUUAAUGAUGUCAGACAGCGGCUUGGAGGAGGAGCAGGGUUUCCAGUGAAAGAUGCCAGAGAAAAGCUCGGUCAGAAAGAUGCUCGCUUCAAAAUCCGAGGCAGGGGAGGAGCAGGAGGAGUGCAGGAUGCUCGUCAGAUGAUCAACUCACGCAAACAGGGGCAGAAUCAGUUCAGUGUUCCGGCCCAGACUACGCAAAUGACCGCAGUAACCCACCAACUACAGAGCCAGACACUUGUGCCACAGAUACAGAUACACACCAGCAACAAUCUUGCUGGUGUGAACACAAGGCAGUUUUCCCCAAAUUUACAAGGACUGAGUGUGAGGGGCAGUGCAACGCCCCAACCGAGCAGUAAUAAGAGAAUGAUGGAUGCUCGUGAUCGGUUGAGCCUCAAGAGGAGCAUUGGAGGGACACAGACACAGGCAGUUACUGCACCACCCCUAAAAAUAACCAAGACCAUACAGCAACGUCCCGUCGGAAUGUCUGGGGGAAUAAGAGCAGCGACACAGCCUGUUCCAAAUGAGCGUGAUGGUAUCUCCAGUAAACAAAUAAAGAUCACUACAGCUAACAGUAUGCUGCAAUCACGGCCUGGGACAGUGGGCUCUGCAUUCUCCAUGUCAGCCCCCAUCACCAAGGUGGUUAAAAAUGAUGCGUACACAGCCCCUCGUGCUCCUGUCCCCGUGGCUCCCACCCGGCCCAAUACCAGCAUGGCUGCUAACAGGUCCUCAGCUGCAAAUUUACAGCCAGUUUCCAGGACUCUCCAGCAUAGCACAGCAGAAACCAGCACGACAGCUCCUGCUCCCCCUCAGCCUGCUUUCAGUCCUUUGGAGGGUACAAAAAUAACAGUGAACAACCUGCAUCCCCGGGUCACUGAGGAAGACAUAGUUGAACUGUUCUGUGUGUGUGGAGCCUUGAAGCGAGCACGACUGGUGAAGGUGGGCGUGGCUGAAGUGGUGUUCGUACGUAAAGAGGAUGCCGUGAGCGCAUACAGGAAGUACAACAACCGCUGCCUGGACGGCCAACCCAUGAAGUGUAACCUUCAUAUUCAGGGAAAUGUCAUCACUUCUGAUCAGCCCAUUCUAUUGAGGCUGAGUGAUACUCCGGGCACAGGCAGUGGAUCAAAAAAAGACGGUUUGCCCUCGUCCUUGUCUCGUCCCGCUGGCCAGCGAGCCUCCUCUCAGCCCACUCCAGAGGUGGACCCCCAGACCAUCCUCAAAGCUCUGUUCAAGUCCACCGCACAGUCCACCUCCACCACUGAGCCCCCCAGCUCACAGGCCACUGCCUUCCGCAUCAAGAUAUAGCCCAUGUCUAGCGUGAAUACACUGUCUGUUCAUAAACGUAUAACUGCAUCUUGUUGUUCACAUACAAACUGUGUUUUUCACCUUGACAACAGGCGGCCUGUGCUCUCAUAUGAAGCUGAUUUUUACACAUUUGAUAUACAUGACUGCUCUGAAAACGAAACUCAUGGACAUGCAAGAUGUUUUCUGUUUUGUUUUAUUCAGAUGUUACACAUUUGUGUCUUAGAUGGACCGGUGGAUAGAAGUAUGACGUGAUUUGCUUUUUGUUUUUUAAUCCAAUGUGGUGAGUGAUGCUAAAUCAAAUUGGAUAAGUAGGGAUGUGUUUAGUUUGUUUUUUUUUGUUUUUUUGUCAGUUUGUAAUCCCAUUUGGAUAUAUUACAAUUAUUUUUAAUAUACUCCAGCUUAACUUUACAUACACAUCAAAAAAGGAGAAGGGGCAAUAAAUAUUUGGAAAAAAACAAUUGACCGACAAGCAACAUUGUCAUCAUUGAGUGAUGCAUUCAGGUCCUGUGCAUUCACACAGGUGUAUUCAGUUAUAUUGUCUGUACCCCUGUUUAGAUUGUCUGGGUGAGUAGAGACCAUAGAAAUAGAAGGAAAUGUGGACCAAACAAACAGAACACAAUACAGCAGGUGCAAUCUCUGUCUAGUGUGGCAGUACAGUCAAAUUGUCCUCAGCCAAUCUUGGCCACAACUCUACCUAACUUGCAUCUGUUAAGAGCUCUUCCCAGCUGAAAUAACUGAAGACACUUGUGUUAGUAAAUCAGGAAUGGACAGAAAUGUAGAUAACAUAAUUUCCGUGAGCCCGUUUUCAAACAGUCAUAUUUUGUUCAUAUUCUGUUUUUACCAUCCUCGUGACAUUCAGCUUCUCGCGUGCUCCGUGACUGGUUUUACUUUGUUGGUCAGUUUUGAAGCAGUCUAUUUUAAAUACUUUCUUGUAUACAUUACACUCAAUUUAUUUUCAGGACAUGUCAAGAAGAGACUACAGAGGUCGAAUCUGUCAGUGAAAUGUCGCCAUUAAAUAUUAAGCUUUGUAGA